Dictyostelium discoideum AX4 is the source of this 1119-nucleotide messenger RNA. Its product is annotated as mannose-6-phosphate receptor domain-containing protein. Gene Ontology annotation, cellular component: extracellular region. The record is from RefSeq and is a predicted model, not a curated record. Bases 1 to 1119 code for a protein of 372 amino acids. The transcript is spliced from 2 exons. Lineage: Eukaryota; Evosea; Eumycetozoa; Dictyosteliales; Dictyosteliaceae.
AUGAAAAUAUUCUUCCUAUUUAUAAUUUUACUUGGAAUUAUCCAACUCUCAAAUUCAUCUAGUUGCAAUAUUGAUAUUGCUGGAGAUUCAUUUGAUUUAACACCUUUAAAGAAAAUUGAUGGAUAUCAUAAAGUUAUUUCAGAUUAUGGAGAUAUAGUUUAUUUUAAUUUUUGUAAUACAACAAUUGAUACACCAUGUGGUAAUUCUGCCCUUGCAUAUUUUUUUGAUGGCUCAACUGGUGAAUGUCAUUCUUUGGGAGUUCAAGAAUUUUAUUCAUUAAAUUCAUAUGAAGAAAAAAAGACUUUACUUAUUAAUAUUAGAGGUGGUGAUAUUGCAUAUGAUUCUAUGGUUAAAAUGCUUGAAAUGUUUAUAGCUUUUACUUGUGAUGAAUCAGAUGAUACAAGUGAACCAUCAUUAAUAAACACAAUGGAAUAUGGUUAUGCUUCAGUAAUUUGGACAACUAAAUAUUCAUGUGCAAUUAAAACUCCAAAUGUUGAAAAAAAAUUAAUAACAAAUGAAAAUCAAAAUAAUAAUAAUUUUCAAUUUGAAAAUAAUGAAAUUUUAAAUGAAGCUCAAUCAAAUGCAUUUGAAAUUUCAAAUAAAAAUGAAGAUUUAAAUAAUAAUAAUAAUAAUAAUAAUAAUAAUAAUAAUAAUAAUAAUAAUAAUAAUAAUAAUAAUAAUAAUAAUAAUAAAAUUAAUAGUGGUAUUUCAUUUUUACAAAGAUUAAAUCAAAUGUCACAAACAAUUAAUAAUAGAAAUGAAUAUCAACAAUUUGAGGAACAACAAAAUGAAAUGCAAGAAAAUAGAGCUGAAAUUGUUCAAUUUAAUGAUGAUAUUAAACUAAUCGAUUUGGAACAAAAACAACCAUUUUACAAUGAUGACCAAUUAAUGAGUCAAACAAAUGAUGAUAUAGAAUUUGAACAAGAUCAAACCAAUUUUGACACUGUUAAUGAUGAUGAAAUAGCUAAUCAAAUUAAUGAUUUUAUGAAUAAUUUUGAAAAAACUCAAAAUCUUGAUGGUGAUUAUAUUAAUCAAGAGAAAAUUAUUCCAAAUAUUAUAAUGGAAGAUACUAAACCAAAUGAUUUAACUCAAAAUUUUGAAAUAGAAAAUGAAUUCUAA